GGUGCGUCGCUAAAAUUGUUCCCUCUUUAGAUCAUAUUAAGCACUAUCAGGCUGUCGUGCAGAGGAUGGAUACACUGGCACAAAUGCUCACAGACCCUCUCGAUCCCAAAGAGGACCAAGGAGGACAAAUUACAGAGGAAUGCAUGCUUGGAAACAGCAGAGUGAGUCUUCCAGAGGAUCUGCUUGAGGAUCCUGAAAUCUUUUUCUCCGUGAUGAGUGAAAGCACCUGGAAUGAAGUGCUGACAGAUUCUCAGAGACAACACCUUCGCCAGUUCCUGCCACAGUUUCCUGAGAACAGCGUCGAGGAGCAGGACAGCACCCUCAGUGACCUGUUCAACAACAGAAACUUUAACUUUGGAAAUCCUCUCCACCUCGCACAGAAGCUCUUCAGAGAUGGUUUCUUCAAUCCUGAAGUGGUCAAAUACAGACAAUUGUGUGCCAAAUCCCAGAGAAAGCGCCACUUGUACUCCCUUCAGCAGUACUACCACAAACUCCUCAAGCAGAUUCUCGUCUCUAGAAAGGAGCUGCUGGACUUUGCAGUUCACAACGAUUUGGAUUUUCCACCAAAAAGACGUUUGCCAAACAAAACUCAAGCUGAAAUGCGGGAGCCGAGAGUGAGAAGAAGACUGAGUCAUAUACUGAAGGAGGUCAAAACGGAGUGUGGAGACAGUAACGCUUCAUCUGAUGAUGACGAUCUGUCAUCGUGGAAUCCAGUGCCUCAGUCUCCAUCCUCACCAACUCCCACCGUCUCCCUCAAAGUUCUUCCCAGCCUGUCCACUCCAGACAUGAGGAUCACUGAAAAAUUGGAACUUGGCGAGCUGGAUUUAAAAGUCCUGCUGCAAAACCAUUGUGAGAAGAGGAAACGGCAGCCAGACCAUCCAGACUUGGUAACUUCUGAUAUUCAGCUCGGAGACGUACUUACAAGGGCAAAUCUUGGUCGGAAAGGGGCUUUGCCUGUUUUUGACCUUUCUCUGCCUAAGAAGAAAAUCAAAGACGAGAGGAGGAGAAAAAAGCUGAAGACGAUAAAAGUGGAAUGUGAUGAUCCCUGUGAGACUGUCACGCCAUCAGACGCCUCCUCAGCUCCUGCAGUUAACAUUAUCAACUCCCUGCCGGACGCACCAUCUACUCCACUCACCAACAUCAAGGAGGAGGUUGUGGAGGAAUGUCAGAGUAGCCCGAGUCCAGUUGAGGAAAUAACUUCCAGUUUCUUCAGUUUGUUGGAAAACAUCUUAAGAGCAGAGGGUCCUGCGAGUACCUCAGCAUUGGAGGAGAAGGUUCAACUGUGGCAGUCCUCCGCAGCCAGUUCUCUAAACGUGUGGUUCUCAUCUGCCUCAUGUUGGUCGGAUUUAGUUCUCCAAGCUCUGCAGUUUCUCGCUGGGGAGACUAAAGACGGCAUGAUGGCGCUCCCCAGCGACUUCUCUCCCUUCGUGGAGUUUGUGGAUGGAUUUCAGCAGUGGAGGUGGAUCGGUCCAACUCAGGAUACAGAGAAGGACCUCAGUGCGCUUUGUCAACUCUGGCUGGACUCCAAAGAUUUUAUUGUCAAGACAGAGAAUGAAGACAUGCUGGAGAUUACCUCACCACCACUAAAACUUUCAACGGAUUAUGUGGUGCGGCCCAGCACCGGAGAUGAGAGACAGGUGUUUCAAGUCCAGGAGCAGCAGCGGUACAACCAGCCUCACAAAGCGUUCACCUUCAGGAUGCAUGGCUUUGAGUCUGUGGUGGGGCCCGUUAAAGGGGUGUUUGAUAAGGAAAUGUCUCUGAACAAAGCCCGGGAGCACACGCUGCUUCGCUCCGACCGCCCACCUUACGUCACCAUUCUCUCUUUAGUACGGGACGCAGCAGCCAGAUUACCCAAUGGAGAGGGAACGAGGGCGGAAAUCUGUGAACUGUUGAAAGACUCUCAGUUUCUUGCUCCAGAUGUCACAAGUGCACAGGUGAACACGGUUGUGAGCGGGGCUCUGGAUAGACUUCACUACGAAAAGGACCCUUGUGUUAAGUACGACAUUGGCCGCAAAUUGUGGAUUUACCUGCACCGCAGUCGCAGUCAGGAAGAGUUUGAGAGGAUCCACCAGGCUCAAGCUGCUGCUGCAAAGGCCAGAAAAGCUCUGCAGCAAAAACCUAAACCAGCAUCUAAACCUAAAUCUGGGAGUAAGGACGGAAGCAGCAAAGCCCCUGGAUCUGUAGAGGCAACGCAGGACGUAAUCUGUAAUCCCAUGUCUCCAGUCCCUACAACACCCACCCUUAACACUCCUGGAACCCCCAAGUCACCCCUACCUUGCUCAGCCACCACACCAACAAAAACUGGGGUCCCAGAUACUAUCAAAACCAGACCGGGUGUUCUUCUCGUGUCUCCUCCCUCGCUGCCUCAGCUGGGAACCAUUUUACCCACGAGUCAGGCUUGUCCGCCGGUUUCGCAGCCUGUUACGUCCCAGCAAGCUGCUCGGAUAGUGAGUCACCUUGCGGCGGGCUCCCUCCCUCAGGUGAGGGUCGUUUCUGCCCAGCCUGGGCUCAGUUCAUCAGCCGCAGGCCAACAGGCCUCACUGGUGCAUCAGACCCCUCACCAGAUCCGGAUGCCUGUAUCCGUAGCAGCCAAGGGCAUUUCUCAGGCAGUGGUUUCUGUCCCUUUAAGGAGUCCAUCUGGCAGCAGUCCAGUCCAGGUUCCAAACACCCUCUCUGUCUCAGCUCUAACUGUAACCAAACCACAUACUAGAUCUCCUGGAAGCCCAGCUAACAACCCCACGUCUCCAGCUGUGCUGCAGGGGGUCACCAGCUCCAACAUCAAACAGGUGUCCAUAACUGGACAGCUGGGAAUGAAGCCUCCAGGUGGAGCAGGAAUUCCAAUAUCUGCAACAAACUUGCGCAUCCAGGGUAAAGAUGUCCUCCGUCUUCCACCGUCCUCCAUCACCACAGACGCCAAGGGCCAAACGGUGCUGCGGAUAACCCCGGACAUGAUGGCCACUCUUGCCAAAUCUCCAGUUGCGACUGUUAAACUCACUUCGGACUUUCUGGGCACCGCUGCCUCAGGCAGCAAAAGCAUUUCAGCCACCCUGCAUGUGACGCCUCCGCAGCCUUCACCGUCCUCUGCCUCCAGUGCUUCACCCUGCGCAGGGGAGGCCCAGACGACGAAAGCGGGCCCCAUUGCCUCCACCGUGUUGAAGGCCGGUGGCGACGCAGCCAUACGUUUGAUGCCCACUCUGGCCGUCACCAUGGCUGACCAAAAGGCCAGGACCUUCUCCACCGUGGCGUCCCCCGACAAGAGCAGCGCCACUAUCCGGAUCAUGCCAGGCCUCGGGGUUAUUCCUCAGAAACCGGGACAGACCAUCACCAUGACAACCACCACAGGCAGUAAGCCCCUCACGGCCUCCUCGUGUGCCAACAUUGUGACCAUGGCUGCAAGUGUGACAGGUGCUAAAGGGAUCACCGUGACUCCUGGGUCCUCCGCUGCACCUCUGUCUCUGGGAACGGCCACAGCCACCGUGAGACAAGUCCCUGCUACGGUCGUUACCACACAAACGGGAAAGUUACCUGCUCGGAUCACGGUGCCCCUCUCCGUCCUCAACCAGCCACUGAAGAACAAGAGCGUUGUGACGACACCGAUUAAAGGAAGUCUUAACACAAAUCUUAGCAGUCUGGGCAGGAACAUCAUCUUGACCACCAUGCCUGCUGGCACGAAGCUGAUUGCGGGGAACAAACCGGUCAGUUUUGUCACGGCCCAACAGUUCCAGCAGCUUCAGCAGCAGGGACAAGCCACACAGGUUCGGAUCCAAACGGUUCAGACGCAGCAGCUCCAGCAGCACGUGGCGACAGGCUCCCCAAAGUCUGUUUCAGCGGUGGUCGUCACAACGGCUCCCUCCCAAAAAAAUGCCCCUGAUCCUCCACCUGCGCAUCAGCAGUGAGCUUGUCUGUAUCGUCGCUCCAAUCUGGCUUUGCUCAGAACUCCCCGUUUUUGUUGCAACCUUAAAUAUGUUUGCAGUUUCAUGCAGAAUUAAAAAAAAUCCAAGGAAAAGAUGACUAAAAUGGUCAUUUCCUUCAGAAUCUCAAGUGUUUACUGGUUGUUUCGUUAAUAUUUAAAUGUCAGAAUUGGUCAUUUUUAUUAAACCAUUAAUACAACCUUCA
Molecule: messenger RNA, 4116 nt
Organism: Nematolebias whitei (Rio pearlfish)
Lineage: Eukaryota; Metazoa; Chordata; Actinopteri; Cyprinodontiformes; Rivulidae
Gene: nfrkb
Product: nuclear factor related to kappaB binding protein
Exons: 26
Coding region: 66-3896 (1276 amino acids)
Cellular component (GO): Ino80 complex
Molecular function (GO): protease binding
Source: RefSeq, a predicted model, not a curated record